AUGAAUGUGUUCCUUGAGUCAUCCAACUGUUUCCCUUUCAGACUGCACCGCUUCGGCUGCACUGUUAACUCGCUAAAAGAGGCGCAAAGAGGGGAGCCGGUGCGGCAACUGCCGGCGUCUGCGGCUUCGGCGGCGACGGUGGACAGGCGUGGCCGGAUCGCCGGCGGCUACCGGCUCGAGGUCAGCUGCUGCGGCCAGGGCGUUGGCCGCUCUGGUCAUCGCCCCGCCCCGCUCUGGCCGGCCGCCGGGUCGGCACGCCACACCACACCACGGGACAGCGGCGGCCGCCGCAGCGCCGGGGGCGACGCCGCCCACCGCAGGUCAACUCCGGCCGGACGCGCGUCGCCCAGCUGCCACCCGCCGUCAGAAGCCGCGGGAGUGUCGUUGCUGGACCGAGGUACAGAUACGCGGCCGCCGGCGGAGUACUCGGAGCCGGCGGUGGCCCUCGGCGGUCGCGCCGUACCGGCCGGAUGCGGCGGUCUCCGCCGGCGGCUGCAUUCCGCGGUCUGCCGCCGCGACUGUCUGCCCGCGUGCCGGCGGCCGCCUCGCCCCAGUGGUCGCGCGCCGAAGGAGCCGGGUCCGCUUCUUGCGGCCUCAGCCUGCAGCCUCCAGCCUCCAGCCUCCAGCCUCCAGCCUGUGGCCGCUGCAGCUGUCCCUCGGCCGCCUGCCUUCCGGUGCCGCGCCCUGCCCUCCGCCACACACAAGAACCGCGCCGCGGAAUGUCCCUCGGAGCUCGGUACCGGUCGGGUACACGCUACGCGCUCGGCCGAAGCGCCGCCGCAGCCGCCGCCGCCGGCCCACGGCGACAAGGGGUAUUGGAGGCUCGCGGUAAUCCAUCGGGGGCGGCGGUGCAACGCGAGACCGCCGGCGGUGUCGCGGGUUACUAAUGGGCGAGCGCUCUACGCGGACGCCGGCUGA
Schistocerca gregaria is the source of this 918-nucleotide messenger RNA. RefSeq lists its product as uncharacterized. NCBI's taxonomy places the organism in Eukaryota, Metazoa, Arthropoda, Insecta, Orthoptera, Acrididae. Bases 1 to 918 code for a protein of 305 amino acids. The record is from RefSeq and is a predicted model, not a curated record. The transcript is spliced from 3 exons.